Molecule: messenger RNA, 1947 nt
Organism: Prorocentrum cordatum
Lineage: Eukaryota; Dinophyceae; Prorocentrales; Prorocentraceae
Source: the annotation of a GenBank genome assembly
GCGCCCGUGCUUGCCGGUGCCGCCGCCUUCUACGGCGCCCCGGCCUCGCCGGCGGCGCUGGGCUGCCCGCCCACGGUGCCCGAGGACGCAACCACAGCUGGCCUUCGCGUCGUCUGCUCGAGGAUCAGCGCCGACGGGAACGGCUGGAUCUCCAAGCUGCAGCUGAUCCAGGGCAUGCAGCGCGACCCGGAGCUGGCGCAGCUGGUGCUACCCGGUGUGGACAGCGGCUCCCUGCUGAGGAACGAGGCCGCCUUCGACGACCUGGACGCCAUCUUCGUGACCAUCGCGGGCGGGAAGUCGCGCAUUAAGCAGUCCGAUUUGGUGGCCUACCUUCGCGGGGCUUCGGAGGAGCAGCCGUCGCGGCCGCCCUGCGUGCUGCAGCGCCUCUUCAGCCUCAUCGACGCCGAGGGCACCGGAUCCGUCUCCAAGCUGCAGCUUAUCGACGCAGUGAGGAAGAGCCCAGAGGUGGCAAGCCUCGUCCUGGCUGGCGUGGACGGCAGCCUGGUGGGCAGCGACGAGGACGCCUUCGAUGCCGUGGACCGCCUCUUCGAGGCAGUGGGCGGCGGCAGAAAGAGGAUCAGCUUCGCCAGCUUCCGGGACUACUUCCACAGCGCCGCGGCGGUGCAGCCCCCAGUGGCGCGCACCUACACCUCCGUGCAGAGGGAGCGCAGCAGCAUACGCGUCUUCCUGCUGGACCCCGGCGGCCUCUAUCAGAUGGCAAACCGCCCGGUGGUGGAGCAGGCAGGCUUCCAGGUGCACUGGUGCACACGGUUCCCGCCGAUCGAGCCAGCAGCCCCGUUUCCCUGGCAGCUGAUGCCGGAGCUCAAGGGCGAGGUCGACAGCGUGCAGCCGCACGUGCUGAUGUGCGCCUCGAAGGCGGCCAUCUACGGCUUCGGGCUCUGGCAGGCGGGGGCCUGGCAGGGCCCGACCGUCCUGAUCAACCCACACCCGGUCUGCCAGAGGUUCCCCCCGGGCAUGCCGGUGGUUCUCGCUCAUGGCGGCAUCGACGAGACCUUCAAGAUCCCGAGGGUGGACCUCGAGAAGAUAGUCUACGCCGACCCCGACAGCAAGUCGUUGCUAUACUACGUGGGCCAGAACCUCCACCUCGGCUCCACCCUCAAGAAGUACGACUGCCUCGGGCGGCUGGUGGACGCCGCCGUGUGUCCAGACGGCCCGGAGACGUACAUGAUGCGCAGCUGGCGGGAGCGCAAGGCCCCGGAGCGGAUCGAGGCCGAGCGCGCGCUGGGCUGCACCCUGGAGCAGGUGCGCAAGCGCUGGGCGUCCCAGGGGCAGCGAGGCCGCGACAGCCAGACGCUCUACGACGUCCCGGCGGACAGCGAGGAGUUCGCGCACGUCGUGCGGGCGUUCUGCGCUCGCCCGCCGGAGCCAGCCUCGUACCCGGGGCGCCCCGACAGCAAGUUCGACCAGGUGCAGAUCACAAGGGUGCAGCGGGUGGAGAACGGGCUGCAGGUGGACGGGUGCUCGAAGCCGUACAUGGAUGCCCUGAGCCGCUCGCUCGAGGACCAGGGGAUGGAGUUCGAGCCUGGCGUGCACACGUGCUGGGCGUUCCACGGCUCUCCCGAGGUGGACUCCAUCAUCACCAACCCCAUGGCGGGCAUCCAGCCGCUCGCCUCGGGCACGAAGAACUCCACGCUGUGGGGCUCUGGCACAUAUUUCGCGCGCGACGCCAAGUACGUGGCGGACGGGUGUUUCGACCUCGCAGGCGGCACGCGGCCGCCGGACGGCGUGAGGAGGAUGCUGAUGUGCUUGCUGGUCACGGGCAUCCCCUGCCUGGGGGACCCGGAGCAGAAGGGCGUCCUGCCCUUCCGCAAGUACCCCCACCGCUUCCACGCCUCCGUGGACUCGCUGUCCAGCCCGGAGAUCUACGUCGUGCAGCACCCGGGAGCGGCACACCCGGGCUACGUGGUCACAUUUGCAGGCGCCUGA